AUGGCUCCGAAAAUUUCCUUCAAUCCAUACGAGGUGCUGGAAUUAGAGCGAGGAUGCUCGGACAAGGAGCUGCAGAAAGCCUACAAGCAGCAGUGUUUACGGUGGCAUCCUGACAAAAAUCUCGGCAACAAAGAAGAAGCGGAAAGGAAGUUCAUCAUCGCCAAGGAGGCUUUCCAGUUUUUAUUCGACAAAACCAAUCGGGUGGGUCUAUAG
Haemonchus placei is the source of this 213-nucleotide messenger RNA. NCBI's taxonomy places the organism in Eukaryota, Metazoa, Nematoda, Chromadorea, Rhabditida, Trichostrongylidae. The record is from the annotation of a GenBank genome assembly.